Messenger RNA from Hyaloscypha bicolor E, 1308 nucleotides. Its product is annotated as general substrate transporter. Bases 1 to 1308 code for a protein of 435 amino acids. Lineage: Eukaryota; Fungi; Ascomycota; Leotiomycetes; Helotiales; Hyaloscyphaceae. Gene Ontology annotation, cellular component: membrane. The transcript has 7 exons. The record is from RefSeq and is a predicted model, not a curated record. Gene Ontology annotation, biological process: carbohydrate transport; transmembrane transport. Gene Ontology annotation, molecular function: carbohydrate:proton symporter activity.
AUGGACGCCUCAACCGAGAUUGUUUGGACAAAGGUCCAACCUCAUCUAAAAUGGAAAGUGCUUGCUAAGCAGAAGCGAUUCUUGAUGUGGGCGUUAUACAGUUCCAUUGGCUCUAUGAUGCUCGGUUUCGAUUUCGGCGUCGCCGGGACUUGCACAGCUUUUCCCGCAUUCCAAAAACAAUUUGGCGAAGUAUAUCCUUCGCAGGCAUCUGGCUACCUCAUUCCCGCUCGUUGGCAAUCUGGCUGGGCGGGAGCCUCCUCCGCUGGCAGCAUUGUCGGCGAGAUCUCAGUCAGUUACAUGCUCGAUACUAUCGGGCGAAAACAUACAAUCGCGGUUGGGUCACUUUUCACAGCUAUCGGGAUUGGUAUGCAGAUUGCUAGCACUGAGUGGAAGCUCUUCCUCGCUGGUAGAUUCAUCAAUGAACCACCUCGCACUACAAAGGGUCAACCAUUAAUUGGAGCAGUGAUACUGAUUGUAAUCUACCCAUGGUAUCCCGAAUCUCCUUACUUCUUGAUCAAAAAGGGACGCAUGGAACAAGCAAGGAAGUCGCUCAACAAGAUUCACGGAAGUGAAGACCAGACCCUCAUUGAAGCUGAGCUUGCGAGAAUCACCGAUGUCGUUCAGUUCAGUGACGCUAUUCAAGAAGCUGCCGCCGCAAAAGGAUCUUUGCUUGCGCAGUGUUUCCAGGGACCUAAUCUUAAACGGACACUUAUUGCAACACUACCGGCGGCUGGUCAACAACUUAUUGGUGCGGCUUUUGUUCUUGGAUAUGUUACAUAUUUCUUAUCUCUCAUUGGGGUGAAGGAGUACUUCACCGUUUCAGUUGUGCUCUAUGUGGUCAUGCUCCUCAGCAACUUCACUGCAUUUGUUGCAAUCGAGAAAGCGGGACGACGAGCCCUGCUCGUUCCAGGAAUAAUCGCUCUUACUCUGAUCCUGCUUGUCAUGGGGAUCUGCGGUUGCUUUACCACAUCUCCAGCACUGUGGAUCAUCAUUGUUUGCAUCUUUUUAUGGGCCAUUGCAUAUCAACUCACUAUCGGUGCCGUCGGCUUUGCAAUCGGAGCAGAAGUAUCUUCGCCACCACUCAGAUCAAAAGUCCAGGGACUCGUCGGUGUCACGCAAGGUGUCGUUGGAUGGGUCGUUGGCUUUGUCAGCCCCUAUAUGAUAAAUCCCGAUGCUGGUGCCUUGGGUGGCAAGGUGGGAUUCGUCUUCACAGGCCUUGGUGUCCCACUCUGCAUUCUGUUUUACUUCUUGAUGCCGGAAACCAAAGGCUUAAGUUUUGAAGAGGCAUGUAGCGUCCUCCAACAAUAA